This is a messenger RNA of Raphanus sativus (radish), 341 nucleotides long. Its product is annotated as dolichyl-diphosphooligosaccharide--protein glycosyltransferase subunit 4A-like. NCBI's taxonomy places the organism in Eukaryota, Viridiplantae, Streptophyta, Magnoliopsida, Brassicales, Brassicaceae. Bases 111 to 224 code for a protein of 37 amino acids. The transcript has 2 exons. The record is from RefSeq and is a predicted model, not a curated record.
AUCAGACAUCAUCGAGAGAGACCCUGAGAUCCCAUUACUUUGUUCUGUAUAAUUCGCUUCUGGUCCCUGGAGAUCUGAUCCUUUCCCAUCGAUUCCGUCCUUACGAAACGAUGAUCGAUGACCAAGACUUGGGGUUUAUAGUCAACUCCCUUGGCAUCUUCAUCUUCGGGUUGGUAAUUGCUUAUCAUUACGUAGCUGCUGAUCCCAAGUUCGAAUCCAUUUGAGUGAUGAUGUACUUUUAGAUGAUGUAAUGCGUCUUUUUUUUUUUAACUUCAUAAUAACUGUAUUUUGCUAAGAUGAAUAUGUUGUCAAGAUGCUCGUAAGCCCGUUUCACAUCUUCA